Molecule: messenger RNA, 2119 nt
Organism: Thamnophis sirtalis
Lineage: Eukaryota; Metazoa; Chordata; Lepidosauria; Squamata; Natricidae
Source: RefSeq, a predicted model, not a curated record
GGCUUUAGUAGUGUUUCUAAUUACCGACAGAAGAGGAUACGAGUCGCUCGGGGUUGAACUGAGAGCAGCAUCGCAAGAUUUCUCAUUGGUUAUGACGCCGUAGAGUGCGAGCCACGUUUAUUCGGAUGGAUGAGCAGCCUGGGCUUGGGGUCGCCAAGCCGUGAAGGGAUCCCUCGGCGGAUGCCCUUGAGAGCCGGCGGUUGGCCUAACCUGGCAGUUCGAUGUGCCGCCGCGGAAAUUUCGGAGGAAAAAGGCUGGUACUGCAGCAUAUUAAAUAUAGAUUGUUUUAAGUCUCAUCACAGUUUUUUCCUUCCAACUAGAAGAUACUGUUUUUAACUAUGCUGGACCUUGUAGGCAGAUCUGUUUUGAAGCUAUUGAAUGGAUCCAUCCUCACUGACCUGUGGAAGUACUUUUGAACAUGUGGUUUGUGAAAGUAGCCCUUUAAGAAAAGUAGCUUCAGCUAGAGGAUCCGGUCCGUUCACAUGACAAAUGAGGACUGCUUGUUGCUUCAGGAAUUUAAAAGCAAGCUUCCAGUCAGUGGCUGCAUCUUUUGCCUCUAAGAUUGUGAGCUAACCUCUUGGAACAAUUUCAAACUCCACCCCUUUUAUUAUAGGCACAUUGUUCUUCAUGUGGUGAAUAGGCUUGCUUUGUAUUGAGGGGCAGUGCUGUUGACAAGGCUUCUGUGUGCUUCGCUCACCGGCCGAGGGAGGGAGGAAGGGCAGGAAGACAAUGAGCCAGAAAGGGCUGAAUAUUUCAGCAACACCUUGGAUUUAGCCAUGAGCCAGCCGCCUAGUGGAGGCGGUGCUGCAACCUCCUCUCCUCGUUUGCUUCCUGAGGGCAGCAGCAGCCGAACUAAGCAGCAGCGUGCAUUCUCUCCGGGGAGACCCAAGGAGUCUCUUGUCCGCCAGCCUUUGCCAGCUGCCAAUUCAUCCCGCUUCACAACAGCAGCAGCUGCAGUUCCUGCCUCAAAAGCAAGCUCUACCCGGCAGCAGCUACUGCAGCAGUCACCAACAGGACAGAAAACUAGCCGGGUCAAGGGUGAAGGAGACAAGCUUCCCCCACAGGUUACGCCAACAAGGAGCUCAGUGCUGUUGGGAGCUGUCCAUGCUGGGGAUGGUGCUGAAGAGCAGCCAGCCUCAUUCCUGGUCUCGGCGGGAGUGUGUCCCAGGUCAAAUCCAGGGCCUGCAGCCGAAGUAAGAGAGGCACCUCCCAAAGACACCGAGCUUACAGGUCCUAGAGCUGGAGAGCAACAGCUUGUAUCUGGAGGGAAGGGGGAAAGGGUGGGCAGUUUUGUGCUUUCUCAGUUGCCAUCCAAGAGCUGGAACAGGGGUAAAACAAACAAGCCUUCACAGAAGAGUUCAGGAGAGGCAACUUCAUCAUCUUCAUCUUCUUGUGGUUCAGGGAAAGGCCAGGUUCUCUCAGUGAACAAUGGCAACUACUGGAAAGAAGGAUGCCUGCAAAGUGAGCUCAUUCAGUUUCAUCUCAGGAAAGGGUUAUCAGCAACGCAGAUGCAGAACAAAGGUAACAACAAAGCUAAUGGCAAUGGGGGCAGUUUGCCCUCCUCCACAUCCAUAGUGCUGCCUGCAAAUGAAAGUAGCAAUGGCCUCAGUGGAACUAUGGAAGGCAAUGUGACCCAGGAAUCCCAGCUUCAGCAGCAGGAGCUGCAGGAAGAGAUGGAGAAACUGGAGGAGGAGAAUGAAAACCUCAAGAAUGAAAUAGAUGAACUUAGAACUGAAAUGGAUGAGAUGAGGGACAGUUUUUUUGAAGAAGAUGCUUGCCAGCUUCAGGAAGCGCGCCACGAAUUGGAGAGAGCUAACAAAAACUGUAGGAUCCUUCAGUAUCGUCUUCGAAAAGCAGAGCGGAAGAAGCUACGCUACGCACAGACUGGAGAAAUUGAUGGAGAACUUCUCCGUAGUUUGGAACAGGAUUUAAAGGUUGCAAAAGAUGUUUCAGUAAGACUUCACCAUGAGUUGGAAAAUGUGGAAGAAAAACGCUCCACCACAGAAGAUGAAAACGAAAAGUUGAGGCAGCAGCUGAUAGAAGCUGAGAUUGCAAAGCAUGCUUUUCAGAAUGAAUUUGACAAAAUAAAAGAGUCCAUGAAAAGAAGAGGAAGCAAAGA